Molecule: messenger RNA, 4116 nt
Organism: Sordaria macrospora k-hell
Lineage: Eukaryota; Fungi; Ascomycota; Sordariomycetes; Sordariales; Sordariaceae
Cellular component (GO): nucleus
Molecular function (GO): histone binding; protein heterodimerization activity
Source: RefSeq, a predicted model, not a curated record
AUGGAACGGCCUAGCAAACGACCGCGAACAGGCCCUGCGCCCUUCGACGACGAAGAGGUUGUUGGCGAUGAGCUCAACCACCAGCCCGAGGAGGUCAACCAACUACGAGACCCCGGCUACCAACUCGAAAAAGCCCGAUCCUACGCUGCUUUCAAGCUGAAGUCUGCUUUCGAGAACAUCUUUGAAAAAUACGGCAAAGACUUUGAUGGCAUUGGCGACGAAAUCGAUCUGAGAACUGGCGAAAUUGUUGUCGAUAAUGGCCACAUAAAAUCUCUGAAAACAAACACGAUCGGCGUCGAGAAUGAUGAUGACGAUGACGACGAGUCUGGAUCCGAGUCGGGAACCGAGGAAGAGACGAUAAUACCGGGACAAGAAAUCAAACAGAAUGCGACUGCGUUGCAAACCGUUCCGCGGCCUCUGCCCUCGAUAACGCCACCAUCACCUUUCGGCGCGCUUGGUCCUGGUUACAACUCGUUUGGAGGGUCACCAUCAGCUUUUGGCGGGUUUGGUCUAGGCUAUAACUCGUUUCCUGGAGGGCCUCACCAGAUGCCUAAUAUGAUGUAUCCCGGUCAGGCGCAAUUCCGGCUGUUUCCAAUGCCGUCUGGUGCGUUCAGUUCUGCGAACGCUUCGAUCGAUCCUGCGUGGAGAGCACCCGACUUACCUCCGCCCGUUUCCUGGGGAGGAUUCUGGACUCCUGGCAUCCAAACAAGGGUCAAGACGGUGGCCAAGGUGCAGCAGCUUAUUGCCGGCACUAAUCAUGCUGAGGAGGGCGAAGAUGAGGACGAUAUUCUUCUAGAUGUCUCGACGACUGUAAUCACCAAGGCUACUGAGAAUGGCCCGGUUAUCACCAAGAAGCUGGCACCCUUUCGUCCUCCAUCCACUGUCUCUUCCCCAGCCAAUCACCAGCUAAAGAAACCCGCGGCCACUUCGACCCCGAAGUCAGUUGGCAAGCCUGAUGCUGUGAAUACAAGUGGAGAGAAAAAGAAACCCCCCAAGAGGAAGACACCAGCGAAAAAGACGCCAGCAAAAACGAACCCUGUGGAAGAGUGGAUUACUGGUCGGGUGGAGGCAACAGACAUCCACGCUGGUGCUUCUCCUGUAGUUGACGGUCCAUCGGCUGACACUCAACCUGUUAUUGAACCAGAGCCUGCUGUCGAGCAGAUGCCAGUUGCUGAGAAGCCAGUUGGGAGCAACAAUGAAGAGGUGAAGAGAAAAAGGACGCCGAACAGAAAGACGCCAACCAGUGACAAAUCCUCGGCGCAAAACGCUAAUGUCUCGAGGGAAAACCAUGUAAAAUCUGCUCCUGUUCCCAUGGCAGAAGAAUAUGUUACAGCGGCUGAAUCUGAAACUCAGCCUAUUGUUGAGUAUGAGCCCAGGAUUGAAGAUUGGUCUGAUAAGCCUUCUGUUGACAAGUCCGGGGUCGAGGCUGCUCUUGUCAAGGACCCUGCUGUUGGCACGCAUAAGAGGACAUCCAAGAGGAAGACUCCAACGAGGAGGGCUUCGACAAGAGAACAAGAUUGUCAGGGGUCAAGCACUAAUCCGUCGGUGAAUAAUAGCAACCAGUCCGCGUUGGCUCCUCCAGUUGAGCAGCUUUUAGUCGGGGCUCAACUUGUUGAGAUUCAAUCUUCUCUGACAACUCAAAGCGUUUCCGAACAGCCCUCUGUUCAAGAGACUACUGUAAAAGAACCUGUGGUGGAGAAGACAUCUAUCGACGAAGGUCCCGUUGCCGAAAGCGAGCCUCCUUCCGCUGGGGGUGAUGAAGACCAGUUUACAAGCGUCUCAGCGGCUGUCACUAAGCCAGUAAAUCACGGUCUUCCACAGAUACCGAAUUCUACCGAUUCAAGGACGACGAGAAUGAGGAGGCGCCUCUCGGUGCGAGAUCAGCCUUCUCCAGUUGGGGCCAAGGGAUCACGGGGAGAACAACUUGCCUCGAGAUAUGAACGGCCUCUCUUUAAUGGAGAAUCAAACGCAAAUACCACGUUACCGCUACAAUACUACAGCCCCAGCCGCGGCGCACUUAUUACAAAGCCAAGCAACCAGAAACUUUGGGUCGAGAUACCAGUAGAUGGCACCUUGGACCCUAAGGCCUUCCAAGUUGUUGUUGAUGACGAUACCCUAAUAUCAGAAGUUCCAGCACUGGAAGAAGGAACAGAAACUAUGGCAACAGAGGAACUGACGUGGGAUGACGUUGCCAAACCUCAAUUUCUUCGCGGCCCUGAAACUCAAACAGAGGUUGUCGAAGAACAAAGCCCGCCAACCAGUGAUGCGCCACAGGAGGUCUUUACGAGGAAUGUUGUCGACUCGGCAUAUGCUUUCUCUGACGAAGAUGAGCCGGCCAUACCAAAGACGAAGGUUCAACGGGUUGAACUUCGUGAACCCGACCCCAAAUCCAAGCCCGUGGAGAACCCCAGUGUAACAAAAUUUGGGAUACCAACGCCAUCGUCGUCCUUUGACCGCGGCGACCAAACCAUUGGCUCAGAAGCUACUUCACAAACGGAAAUACCGGUGGAGGAACUCCCAGUCAUCUCAACAGCCAUGACUACAGAGACUGCUCAACAGACACAAACAACAGGCUCGGUCCUGCUCGACAAGACCAACACUAACAGCGAAGGACUACAUUCACUGCCUGAGCCUGUACAGGUUACCAAACCUAAGCGGGGUAGGCCGGCAAGAAAACCCAAAACUCCGUUAGAUUUGGGCGAUACCAUCUCACCAGGGGUAACGAGUAAGCCUGCCGUAGCAGAAAACUCAUCCGAGCCGUCGCCCUUUGCUACCGCUUUAGCGUCGAUUCUGCCUAGGAGACAGAGUUUGAGGUUAUCAAGGGGAAGACGGGAUUCAGAUGUCACCAUUGCAGAGUCAACAACGCCACAACACGCAACAGCUACGGCGUUCCAGCACGGAGAUCAGUCUGUUAUUAUCCAGGAGAGUCCACAACGCACACCCGAACCCGAACUCGAGCCUGAAGAUGAGGCUGGAGGACCAGCUAGCCCAACCUUGAGUGCGACCAUUCCGGCGUCUCCCAAGUUGUCAGAGAAUUCAGCCCUUGAUCAAGAGCUUCCGGAGAACAGCUUGCUUGAAGAGGCAAUAGCUCGUCAACGGUUUUGGUCUCCUAAGCCUGAGUCCAUAAUACUAGGUCACGAGCCAUCACCACCGGAGCCACGAGCAAUCACAAUCUUGGAGGUCCAGAUCCCCUCCAGACAGAUGUCACAAGUAGAAAAAGUCAUGGACAUCGUGACUCUAUCUGAGCCGAUUCCACCUACCUCGCCAUCACCUCCGCCCCAGGAACAGGAAUCCAUCAUUAUCGAAGAUAUCCAACCCCAGCAGCAACCAGAGCAACCAACGACCCCUCUGAAAGCAAAGCCACGGAGAGGACGCUCGCCCUCUGCUGCUUCUCUUCCUACAGCAACCAUCACCACAGUCACCAAGGUCAAGAUCAAAUCAGGUCUCGGCCCAGGGUCAGGUUCAGGACCACGGUCAAGCAGGAAAACAACCCGAACACCUUCCACCACCACCACCACCACCACACGCACCCCCGCCGCUGUUCCGAUCGCCUUCUCCUCAAAGUGGACACUCCCACUCAAACAACAGUCCCAAUCCCAAGCCCAAACGCCCGGCACAUCUAAAUCCACCAAAUCCAUCCUCUCCCUCAUCUCCGACACAGACGACGACGAAGACGAACUCACGCUUGAUUUCGCCACCGGUACACCGUCGUCAGGGACAGUCAAUUCUAUAAGAAAGAGGGGGAGGCCGAAGAAAUCUAUCACCACCGCCGCCGGCACCACCAGUAGUGGCGUACCCAAACCACAAUCAACAGCGAAGAAGACGACCACGUCAUUACUUUCUUCGUCUUCUCUCCUCCUCCGCACGCCUUCCCGCAUACCUCCAAGGAAGACAACUAGUCUGGCGAAGAUUGCUUCUUCUAUUAGUAUUAGUGUUGGUGUUGGGAGAUCAGCUUCUACUCCAACUGCCCGUGCCGUGACUCCGAGUGCUGGCUCCGAAGCAGAGGGAGAAGAGUUUGUGGGGUCUGAGGUGAUCCAGACUCCAGGCGGGACGCUGAGAAGGUGUGGUGAGGCUGGGUUUAGGUGUGAUAGGGAUUUUUGCUUUGGGUGUUUGUAG